Molecule: messenger RNA, 3748 nt
Organism: Corythoichthys intestinalis (scribbled pipefish)
Lineage: Eukaryota; Metazoa; Chordata; Actinopteri; Syngnathiformes; Syngnathidae
Exons: 2
Coding region: 20-3310 (1096 amino acids)
Biological process (GO): DNA integration
Molecular function (GO): nucleic acid binding
Source: RefSeq, a predicted model, not a curated record
UGCGUUGUUCCUAGACAUUAUGCACAACAACUUUGCUAAAGAUGAGGCGAAUAACUGGGUAGCUCCACUUCCAUUCCGCUCACCUAGGCGGCGCCUACCUGACAAUCGGGAGCAGGCCUACAAUCGUUUAAUGUCGCUCCGCAAAACGCUGAGAAGAAAACCUGAAAUGAGAGCGCAUUACGCUGAGUUUAUGGAGAAAAUAUUCAGCAAGGGCCAUGCCGAACCAGCGCCCGCACUGGCGCCAGAUCAAGAGUGCUGGUAUCUCCCUAGUUUUGGCGUUUACCACCCGCAAAAGCCAGAAAAAAUUAGGGUAGUCUUUGAUUCGAGUGCUCAACUUGACAAUGUUUCUCUCAAUGACGUGCUCCUCAAGGGACCAGAUCUUAACAACACUCUCGUAGGAGUUCUGAUGCGGUUUAGGUCCGACCCAUACGCCGUUAUGGCAGAUGUGGAGCAUAUGUUUCACAACUUUGUAGUACGAGAAGACCACCGUAACUACCUUCGUUUCUUGUGGUUCCAAAAUCAUGACCUUGAUGGAAAAGUGCAAGAAUUUAGGAUGACUGUCCAUGUGUUUGGUAAUUGUCCUUCCCCAUCAGUCGCCAUCUUUGGACUGAAAAGAACAGCCAUAGAAGGAGAAAUGGAAUUUGGCAGUGACGCAAAAGAAUUCAUUGAACGGCACUUCUAUGUAGAUGAUGGGCUAAAGUCAUUCUCUUCCAUAGAGCAGGCCAUUGAUGUUCUUAGUAGGGCACAGAAGAUGCUGGCUCAGUGUAACAUACGCCUGCACAAAAUCUCAUCCAAUUGUCCUCUCAUAACAGGAGCCUUUCCAACCGAAGAUCGUGCUGUAGGCAUGCAAGGUCUUGACAUUGGGCAGACUACCCCACCAAUGCAGCGCAGUUUGGGCUUAGGAUGGGAGCUGUUGACUGACCAAUUCAAGUUCCAAGUAAGAGUAAAUGAAAGGCCGUUCACAAAAAGGGGAGUUCUGUCAGUUAUCAACAGUGUGUUCGACCCACUUGGUUUUGCUAUUCCAGUAAUCGUAGGGGGUAGAACCAUACUCAGAGACAUUUCCACAAAUGUUUCAGAGUGGGACACUGAACUGCCAAAAGACAAAUUAGAACAGUGGCAAAAGUGGAAAAGUUCCCUCGGACACCUACAACAUCUUGAAAUUCCCAGAAUGUACACUUCAAUACCGCUGUCUGCAGCCCAAAGAAUAGAGAUUGACGUUUUUUGUGAUGCUUCCACAAAAGCCGUAGGUGCGGUAGCCUACCUCAAACUCACAAAUGAGGACGGACACAGCGAAGUGGGAUUCCUCCUCGGCAAAGCACGUUUAGCUCCUAAACCAGACAUCACCAUACCCCGACUUGAACUCUGUGCAGCAGUCCUGGCCGUGGAAGUAGCAGAGUUGGUUCUAGAGGAGCUGGAUGUCACAGUCGAUCAGGUGAAUCUUUACACAGACUCAAAGGUAGUGCUUGGGUACAUCUCAAACACCAAGAGACGCUUUCACGUUUAUGUGCACAACAGAGUCGAACGCAUCAGGCGCUUUGCACAAACUCACCAGUGGCAUUACGUGCCCACACACUUAAAUCCGGCAGACCAUGCCACACGAGCGUUGCCCGCUGAGCAGCUCUCCAGCUCCACCUGGCUCAGAGGCCCAGCUUUCCUCUCCAGGUUGGACCAAAGUCAAGUUCGAAGUCAAACCUUCGAUCUCAUAGACCCAGAGACUGACUGUGAGUUGCGUCCUGAGGUAACAACUUGCACUACCACCCUAUCAAAAGGCCAGUUUAAUAGUGCCAGAUUUGAAAGGUUUUCAAGUUGGAAGGUGCUGCAAAAGGCUAUUGCCAAACUCCAACAUAUAGCUCAAUCAUUCAAGAACAACUCUGAGGUUUCCUGUCGUGGCUGGCACAACUGCAACAAACAUUUAACUGAAAAGUCACUGCAACUAGCCAAGACCACGAUCAUUCGCACCGUUCAAAGAGAGGUCUUCGCAGAAGAUAUUGGAUGCAUUGAAAAAGGCACAGCUCUAAAAAACUCAAGUCCACUCAGCAAACUGAAUCCAUUUGUUGACACGCAAGGGCUCCUUAAAGUUGGAGGCCGACUAAAGAAAGCACAGUUGUCUGCAGAAGAAACCAAUCCCAUACUCGUCCCUGGAAAGCAUCAUCUUGCUCAGCUCAUAAUAAGACACUUUCACGAAAAAUUAUGUCACCAGGGAAGGCAUUUCACGGAGGGAGCAGUCAGAGCAGGGGGCUUUUGGAUUGUGGGAGGAAAAAGAGCAGUAAGAAGUGUGAUUUUCAAGUGCAUCACAUGCCGCAAAUUAAGGGGCAGGCAACCUGAACAGAUAAUGGCUGAACUUCCUGAGGACAGGCUGUCCACGGACCCUCCUUUCACAAAUGUAGGCCUUGAUGUGUUCGGUCCCUGGUCCGUUACAGUGAGAAAAACGUGUGGUGCUAAUGCAGAUGCUAAAAGAUGGGCAGUCAUAUUCACCUGCAUGAGUACACGUGCAAUUCAUAUUGAAGUGAUUGAGUCAAUGGACACAUCGUCGUUCAUUAAUGCACUGCGUCGUUUCUUUGCCAUCCGAGGUGGUGCCAAACUCUUGAGAUCUGAUUGUGGGACAAAUUUUGUGAGUGCCUGCAAAGAGCUCCAAAUAGACAAACUAGGCUGUCACAAUGACAAAAUAGGCACAUUCUUGAAAGACAGUGCGUGCAAAUGGCAGUUUAAUCCUCCACAUGCAUCCCAUAUGGCCGGUUCCUGGGAACGCAUGAUCGGCGUCACCCGAAAAAUCCUCAAUGCAAUGCUCCUUGAACAUCCAUAUGGGAAGCUCACACAUGAAGUACUCGUGACAUUGUUAGCUGAAGUCACCGCAAUUGUAAAUGCACGCCCACUAACGGCUGUUUCUACAGAUCCCGAAAACCCAGUCAUUCUUACUCCUGCGAUGCUACUCACGCAAAAGGUUGGCACACCACCGAUUCCACCAGGGCAGUUUCAGUCCGGUGACCUAUUCAAAGCCCAAUGGAAGCGCGUGCAGUACUUAGCUAAUGUUUUCUGGAGUCGUUGGCAGAAAGAAUACAUCGCAGGCCUGCAGGUUCGUCACAAGUGGAAAACAAAAAAGCCAAACCUUCAAAUGGGCAACGUUGUUUUAAUGAGGGAGUCUCUAGAACAUAGGAAUAAUUGGCCACUCGGACUGAUCACAAAAUCUUUCCCAAGUGAGGACGGUAAUGUCAGAAAAGUUGAGGUUAAGAUUUGCCGAAACGGCGAGAAUAGGUUUUACAUUCGCCCAAUUCGUGAAGUUGUGCUUUUGAUGUCUAAGGAUAGCAUGUAAAACGAGUUGUUGUUUUGUAUCGUUCAUUAGUUAAGGGCUGACAUCUUGCAGAUGUCAGGCGGGGAGUGUUAUGUCCUCUGGUCUUAUGUUGACUACUUUUUGGGUUUAAUUUCUUUCUAAGAUUGUACAUUGUUCAUCCGUCCACAGGAUGUCGCUAUUCUAACUCAGAAUCUUAAGUUUUUCUUUGGUAUUGCUGUUUGCGCUCGGCUUCCCCUAGUGGCGACUUGCUGUAAGCAGCAGGCAGAAAGAACUUUUUAUUUCAGUUGGAAAAGAGGCCUUGAGGUGUUAAGACGUUGCACACCUCCUCUGCACCAUACAUCGUUGGGAACCCUUGACAAAACAAAAUCUUUUUACCACACACACGCACACACGUUGACACAAAGAAAUAAAUGAGAGGAAGGAGUUCGGGCCUCCAAGUUUCUUUGUCGGUUUAGCUCG